Messenger RNA from Haliotis rubra (blacklip abalone), 7284 nucleotides. Its product is annotated as heat shock 70 kDa protein 4-like. Gene Ontology annotation, cellular component: cytosol; nucleus. Gene Ontology annotation, biological process: protein folding. Gene Ontology annotation, molecular function: ATP-dependent protein folding chaperone; ATP binding. Bases 179 to 2716 code for a protein of 845 amino acids. The transcript is spliced from 16 exons. The record is from RefSeq and is a predicted model, not a curated record. Lineage: Eukaryota; Metazoa; Mollusca; Gastropoda; Lepetellida; Haliotidae.
UUCUCUUAUGCGCCGAGGCGGUGAUUCACGUGUUGUUCGAGAAGUUUCGCCGGGUGCUAGUAAAUAACUGAAACUUCGGGAGAACGACAGAAGAGUAUAACACCUCGUGGUCAUAACAUACGAAAGCAUACACAGUACCGUCGAUCAAGAGAAUUUUCACCAAAAAAAGGUGUCUGCCAUGGCGGUUGUAGGGAUUGAUCUUGGUUCAUAUUCUUCUUACAUCGCUGUCGCUCGAGCAGGAGGGAUUGAAACAAUUGAUAAUGAGUACAGUGCAAGAAUGACACCGACCUAUGUGUCUUUCAAUGAAAAGAACCGAACUAUUGGUUAUGGCGCCAAGCAGCAGAGUGUGACCAACUUCAGGAACACAGUAGCAGGUUUCACACGCAUUGUAGGACGGCAGUUUGAAGAUCCAGCGGUGCAGAGUGAAGUGAAUGCUUUCUUCCGACCAAAUGAAGUGGCCGCUGACAAGGCAGGGAAUGCAGUCAUUCAGGCGAUGUACAUGGGAGAGAAGCAGAGCUUCACACCAGAACAGCUGACUGGCAUGAUGCUGAGCAAGCUGAAACACAUCGCAGAGUCGGCACUCAAGACCAAAGUUGUUGAUGUCGUCCUGUCUGUGCCGACGUUCUACACAGAUGCUGAGAGACAUGCUCUUCUUGACUCCUGUCAGAUGGCUGGUCUCAACUGUCUCCGUCUCAUGAAUGAUACCACAGCAGCGGCUCUUGCCUAUGGCAUCUACAAGCAGGACCUUCCAGCUGAGACAGAAAAACCCAGAAACGUCAUCAUCAUCGACUUUGGCUACUCCUCCUUGCAGACAGCAGCGUGCUCAUUCAAUAAAGGCAAGCUGAAGGUGGCUGCAACUUCCUCGGACCCCCAGCUAGGUGGACGCAACUUUGACGAAAAGCUUCAUGAGGUGUUCCGAGAAGAAUUCAAGACAAAGUACAAAAUUGACCUGGAGACCAAGCCAAAGCCUUAUCUGCGCAUGCUUCAAGAGUGCGAGAAACUCAAGAAAUUGAUGAGUGCAAACACACAGAACAUUCCAAUCAAUAUUGAGUGUCUCCAUGAUGACAGAGAUUUCAAAUCCAAAAUGGACAGAACUCGAUUUGAAGAGCUCUGUGAAGAUUUGCUAAAAAGAAUAGAAAGCCUCCUGAAGGAUAUUCUGGAAAAGUCAAUGUGGAAAACUAGUGACAUAUACUCGGUGGAAAUUGUCGGUGGUUCUAGUCGUAUUCCGUCAUUCAAGAAAUUGGUUACAACCAUAUUUGGCAAAGAGCCUAGUACCACUCUCAAUUCUGACGAGGCCACAUGCAGAGGCUGUGCUCUACAGUGUGCAAUUCUGUCACCAACGUUCCGAGUGCGGGACUUCCACGUGACAAACUCGCAGCCCUACCCCGUCACACUCAGCUGGCAAGGGACGAUAGACGAAGACAGUUCCCUUGAGGUGUUCCCACAGAACCAUGCUGCACCAUUCUCCAAGAUGCUGACGUUCUACAGGAAGGAACCAUUUACACUGUUCGCUAAAUACACAUACCCCAACAAUAUUCCAUACCCAAGACCAGAGAUAGGAUCUUUCCUGAUAGACAAGGUUGUACCCCAGAGUAGUGGGGACAGCUCCAAGGUCAAGGUGAAAGUGAGAAUAGACAGUAACGGUAUAUUCAAAAUAGCGCAGGCCAGCAUGGUGGAGAAGCUUGGGGAAGAGGAGAGCUCCCAGAAUGAGAUGAUGGAUGUGGAUGAGGAGAAGAAAGAGGAAAAGAACGGAGAAGCUAAUGAGGAAAAUAGCAAGGAGGCCAGCACUGAGGAGACUCCCAUGCAGACAGAUGACACCGCUGCGGCGGAGAACAGCACAGAACAGGCAGGGGACGAGACUCAGCCUAUGUCAAACUCUGAUGAGAAACCAGCGGAGGGAGAGGAGGAAAAGAAGAAGGGGAACAAAAAACCAAAGAAGAUGACACGGACAGUCGAACUGCCAGUCCAUUCAACCACCCCAGCAAUCCCUAAAGAUCAGCUGAAUUUGUAUGUAGAGAAAGAGAACCAGAUGAUCAUGCAAGACAAGCUUGAGAAGGAACGGGCAGAUGCUAAGAAUGCUGUAGAGGAAUACGUGUACGAGAUGAGAGAUAAACUCAGCACCACACUAGAGGAGUACGCCAAGGAAGAGGAUCGGGCUCACCUAAGCAAGUUGUUGGAGGACACAGAAGAAUGGCUCUAUGACGAGGGUGAUGAUCAGAAUAAGCAAGUCUAUGUUGACAAACUGGCAAGUUUAAAGAAACUUGGCCAGCCAAUUGUGGACCGCCAUAGAGAGGCUCAGGACAGGCCACAGGCAUUUAGCGAGAUAGGUGCUUCACUUCAGCAUGUAAGGAAAUUCUUGGAUUUGUGGAGUCAAAAGGAUGAGAAGUACGACCAUAUAGAAAAAUCUGAUGUGGACAAAGUGCAGAAAUGUUACGAUGAAAAGUUGAAGUGGUACGAGACGAACAUGAACAUUUCAAGCAAUGCUCAGAAAUAUGACAGUCCAACUGUGCUGGUUUCACAGAUUAUACAACAGAAGCAGUCUUUAGAGUCUACUGUUGCACCAAUUAUGUCCAAACCAAAACCUAAAGUAGAACCUCCGAAAGAAGAAAAGAAGGAGCAGAACAAAGGAGGAGAGAAGAAAGAAGAAGCUGCCCCCGAGGAACCAAAGUCAGCGAAACAAGAAGCAGACGUCAAGCCGGAAAUGGAUGUAGAUUAGUAAUUUGCCAAUGCUAUGGUAUUGUUUGUGAUUGGUACUGGCAGUGUGUUGUACUGCAAGCAUGCAUCAGAAGGACGUUCUAAAGUUGUAUGAAAGUGCUGUUCUCUAACUUAUUUCAAAUCUGAUUUGUUUAAUUGUGUUUCACAAUGUUCACAGUUGUCACUCACAAGUUGUUAUGCCAGUGGAGAAAGUUCUCAUAGGGCUGUCAUUUCGUUAAUGGUAAUUGAUUCAGUACUUAGGGACAUCUUUAUCAUAAAAUGUUGUUAGAUAUAUUUGUUCUGCAAUUAGAUCAAUAAACACUAGGGAUUGAUUAGAAAACAACGUCCACACCUCGCAGUCGAGUAAAUCUUAAACAGUUCUCACUUACAUUAAAGAUGUGUAAAAACAUGGAAAAACACCCAUCUAGCAUCAGAUGUACGAAUCCAUUUGUUGACAUGUUGACUUGAAGGUGAUGUGAUCAAGCAGGUGAUGCAGGUGGAUUCAGUGUUUGAAACUGACAUGUUCGCUAGUCCAAAACUAGUAUAAUUCUGGAAAGACAAGUGAUAUUUCCAAGUACACUUUACCAUUAAGUAGAUGGUGUCUCUAGCAGAUAAGUUUUCCGGUCUAACAAAGUGACUGGUGUUUUCUAACCCUGAAGUGCCCUCUUAUGAUUUGUACUGGCAGUUUGAAGUGAGAUCGUUAAGGGAUGAUUAGCCGUCGUUAUCGUCUCCCUCCGUGGAUGCUACUGUACUUAGUAUUGUAUAUGUAAGGUUUGUGAUGUGUAGGCAGGAAUCAAAAUGUUAAUGAUUUAUUGAUGUGAAAGACUGGUUAUCGUUUAUCAUUCUCAUGUUACUGUUUUACUCUGGAAGUAUUGUUUGUUUUCUGAAGAAUACAAACCUCAUGUUGCUCUCCGUCUUGUACAGGGGACAUUGGGGACCAGUGGCCUGUGACGUCGUGCUGUGCAGAGUUCUGUCCCUUAACACCUCAGCCAGUCCUCCAUUCCCCUAUGUAUUGUAUCAAGCUCCUAGCAUGUGGCGCCUUUGUGAGCUCCCAGUAACAUCACCAUCACCUGUCUGUGUGUGGCCAUCACAAGAAUCCUACAAAUAUCCUCUCUAACCCCAAAUUUAGCAUAUUUUUUCGUACGUAUGUCUUUUGGAUUAGCAUAUUUUUAUGUAUGGUAUGUCUGUUGGAUUGCCAUUCUACAGGAUUGGGAAAAGUUUUAAAUAUUUCCAAGAUUUGGUUACAUUGACCUGCAACUCUGAACCAAUCUGACAAAUGAAAACGCUCCUAUACUGUAUCUCUAACAUGAUAGUUGAAAUUCAAAUUCUUAAACAAAUAUGACAAUUCAGAUGGGGAAAGAGUAGUCAUCACUUCUUUGUAAACCUGAGUCAGUUGACAGUGGCGAGUUAGGACUGGUUCCAAUGUUCUUGUAGAGAGCUCUGUCAACGUAGGCUGUCACUGCAGGGAGCUUGGUAUUGUAUGCCCAUUUAUUUAUAAUGAAUCUAUUGGACCCAUUAGGAAACACAACAUAAUUAAAGAGUCGGAUUUGAAUGAAACAGUACCUAAGUACCUGUUAAUCGAAUUAUGCUGUUGUUGGUGGGAGCUUAUGUACCAGUGGUCUUGGUAUUGCUCAUCCUGGAGUAGACAUGCACAGGUUAACAUGGGAUUGGCCGUGUUCUGCUGGUGGAGAAUUCCAAUCCAAGGUUCACCUUUGACCUAGGCCUGUCUGUCAGCUCAGUUAAGCUUACAGGUUUUCUUGAAGUUAUAGGCAUUGAAAAAACUGUCUGUCUGGGCUCUCCGACAUGCAGUGAUACAGUUGAACUACAGGGUCACUGAACCAACUCCAGUUGUACAGUUCGUGGUUCAUCAACAUAAUCAUCUUACUACAUACUGGUAAAUAUAUGUAUGUCCUUACUGAAAUAAUUUGACACAGUAUGUGUACAAUUUUGUUUAUGAAUACACUGGCCAUGGUUGCUCUGAAGCAAGCCAUGAAUAGACACCAUUUAUCAUUGUGUUAGAACAGUCUCAGUGCCAAGACCUUUACAGCCUAUUUGUCAGGGUUCUCCAAACACAGGAACCAUAGAAAUUAUUCCAAGAGACGAUGGUAGAUGCUGAUAAGAGUUAUCGAAUGGUCCUUCUAUAUUGCAUGAUCUUCAAGUGAAGGUAGAAACAUUUUGAGUGUUGUAAAUGGAAGCCAUGGCGUCAAGAUGUGGAGAGUCUGGCAUGGUCGACAGUCACACUGUGCAUACAAAUAUUCACAAUUAUAUUUAUAGAUCUUCAUACAACUAUUGAAACAUUUGUUAAUCUUAUGUUUUCUGACACAAAAGCCUGCUCUUUAUCUGAGGGAGCUUUGAUAAAGAUUUUCAUUGUUUGGAGUUUGCUGUUUUAAAUUGCCAUGUUUAAUGAUACAUUGGUUCACAACUCACAAAUUAGUCCAUCUUUGAGGAGCAUGGAUCAAAUAAAGGCGUUCUAUGUUUUGAGUCACUACAUUUGUCCUACCAUCGAUGUACAUUUUAAGAUUGUAAUAAAAUUGUAACUACAUGUAUUAAAUUUAUUUUGUCAUUUCUGUAAAUCCAGUUGCUGUAUUAAGCCUUGUGUUGUCUAUAAACUCCAUACACUGCAGAUACAUUCACAUGUGUCUAUAAUGGGAACCUGCAAACCAGACUGUUCCACAUAGCAGUCUAGGUGCUAUGACAGUUGUAAACCAUGGUAUACGAUCAUGUUAGCACCUAGACUGCUAUGUGAAACAGGAUCCAGAUGUGCUUCAUUAUAUCAGUUACGUAAGAAUUGUGCUACAAGGAAUUGCGGAUUAUCUGUCAUGAAUGUUGUUGGUUUUGUUAGUUGUGAACAAUCAACUUCUUGAAGGAUAGAUAAUAUGUCAUUUCAAUUAGUGAACAAGUUUAUUCUGUGUCUAAUAUUUCCAUUUAAGUUAUUAUUUUUAUUUUUGGGGGGGUAAAAGAAGAAUUACGUGAGUUUCCCAGUAAGUGGCAGAUUCCCUAUUUUAAUAAUACUAUCUGCGGGCUCAUGCAUUAUAAUGGGGUGAUCUUCAGUUACUUUCUGCUAAGUGUUGAUAUGUUGUGUUGCUAUUGACCACUGAAAACGAAGGAAAAUAUUUUCUUGAUCCAAUCAGUGAGAUGGAGCAGAUAUUGAAUGCUCGGCAAGAUUUCACCUAUAUAUACCACUGGUCUAUAACUGAAAUACUGCCCAUGGUAGUGUUAAACUCUGUCACUCCCUGUCCCUAUGGGGAAUAUAAGGGAUUGACUGAGCAGGAAGUUUCAUGUCUUCCCUGGAAAAGCUGUCCUGGUACAUGGGUAGGGUUUUGUGUAGCAGUGAGAUGAUGCAGAAAUAUCUCCCUCUAAUAAUUGGAAAUUGUUUCGGUUCCUAUCGGUUGAUACCAAAGUUAAUAUCAUUUGCAAAAGUACUUAAACCACUAUUUAUUACACAUUCACAUCGGUCUGUGUAUUUGCAAGUUGUAAAUUUUUGGAGUAACCACUAAAAUACCAAAUCAAAUACAAAUACGUGCGAUAGAGGAAGAUUCCCAUGUUUGAAUGUAAAUGUAAGUCAGAGUGUCCAAGUAUUGAAUUUGUUUCUUGCCAGAAUAGACACAUCCCAUAAAUAUAACGUCCAUCCUUCAUCUCAGUCAGUUUCAGUCAUUGCAAUAUUAAUACUCUUUGGUCCAGUGAGAAUGGCAGGGUAUAUUAUUUGUUUCCCUUCAUAUAGAUUCUGAUAACUAAGUGACCCAACCAAGUGUCCGAAGUAUGGUCUGUUGUGAAAAUGUUUGAAGUAGCCCAGUAAAUUGCUGAUGGACAUGCGAAUGUAUGUGUAUCCGUGCUGCUAGUGUUUGUCUUUCAGAGUAAGUUCCAGUGUCGCAGUAAAUGUGUAAUUGGUGCAUGAAGGAUAAGUGACAUUUAGUUCUGAGCUGGUACUUUUACUGUUUACUGAAAGGCAUCUCUAUUGCAAAUCACUUUACAAACAGGUGGAAAUUAAAAUUCCAUUUUUCACCCUGAUGAACACAAAGAAAACAUAGGACGUGGAUUUAGUGAAAGUAUGAUAUCCCUCAGAUCUAGUCUUGGUGUCCACGAAACUUCCUUGGAUUGGUUUAAGAGUUACAAUAUUCGCAGUAAUGUGGAACUUAUAUCAUCAGUCAGUAUAAUCUUAAUCAAACAUGUAGCAGAUUAAACAUGGUUCACCAUUUGCUUCCUGGUUUGGGUUUUCCCGUUUAUGUAGCAGAAUGCAUUUGUAUCUGCUUGGACACGCAGCCACCACAUUGAGGGCAUUGGUCACGUAAUGCUACCAUCGAACAAUUUUUCCUUUUAUUUUCAAGAGAAAUCACUGAAAUCAGGUCAUCAUUUUAACAUAUACCAUUUAUAGCACAUCAUGCGACUUAUGUUCCAUGCGUCAUCCAUAUAUUUGUGUCUGUGAUACUCAAUUGAUAGCUUUUGUAGUACAACUUGACCUUGAAAAUAGCUGCUGUAGCUAUGGCAACUGAUGAAGUUAUUCAUUCAGCAUCUUAAGAGUUGGUAUACAUUUGUCAUAUUUUAUGUCCAGAACUUUGACACUGCAGUAAAUAAAGAAAUUGCCAUAAUUAA